Lottia gigantea (owl limpet) is the source of this 336-nucleotide messenger RNA. RefSeq lists its product as hypothetical. NCBI's taxonomy places the organism in Eukaryota, Metazoa, Mollusca, Gastropoda, Lottiidae. The record is from RefSeq and is a predicted model, not a curated record. The transcript has 6 exons. The coding region runs from base 1 to 336 and encodes 111 amino acids.
AUGCGGGGAUCGAACCCUGGACCUUCAGGGUUCCAAGAACAAAGUAGCUGGUCUUUAGCUAUAACAGGACAUUUAUACUGGGAGAUCAAUAAAGGUUAUGGUGGAGCACAAAUGUCCAUAAGGCGACUCUUGGAACAAAGCUUGUUAUCAGGCUUGGUAAUAAUAAAUGAAAAACAAUUGUGUAAACAGAUAGAGCUUCACUAUAUAGAAUUAAAGUGCUUAUGGUGUGGCACAGAAGCUCGUAAGGUUAGAAGGGUAAAUGGUCUGGUUAGAAAGGGUAAAUCGUCUGGUAAUUUACCUACCCGCAAAAGCACUGCCACAAUAGGAGUGUUCUGA